This is a messenger RNA of Nematocida parisii ERTm1, 2373 nucleotides long. RefSeq lists its product as uncharacterized. NCBI's taxonomy places the organism in Eukaryota, Fungi, Microsporidia. The record is from RefSeq and is a predicted model, not a curated record. The transcript has a single exon. The coding region runs from base 1 to 2373 and encodes 790 amino acids.
AUGUGUAUAGAUAAGAGAAUAAAGCACAUUCUUGCACUAACUGUAUUUCUUAUAACGCUAAUAACAAAAAGUAAAUGCGCAGACGGCAUUAGUAUAAACACAGAUGUGCUCAGUUCAAAUAAUAUUAUGGGAGGCAGUCUGUAUAGAACUCCUUUUCCUAUAAAUAACAAUAGGCUUAUAGGACAGUUUGAAAAUAUUUUAGAAUGGGAGCUAGAACUGCGUGCAAUCCUUGAACAGGUUUUAAGUGAGAACUAUGCAUGCAUAGAGCAUAGGAGCCCUGUUUGCGAGAUAGUUCAUACAAUAUUUAGUGUUAUUAAAAGACUAAGCAUUAACCAUAUGAAAGAGUUAAUUAUAUAUAGUAGUGUCUGCAGCUCAAGUGAAACAAGAGAACGGUAUACGUAUUAUAAAAUACUAGAUAGGUGUAAUAAAUGGCAACCUAGUUUAAUAAAGACAGUGUGCACAUAUAUGGAAGAUGUAUUCCCCAUGCAUUUAUUAACAGAUCAUAACCAAAUACUACAAAAAGUAAGAAGCAUCGAUUUUCCAGUUUUGGCAGAAAAACAUAAUAUUCGUAAAUUAUUCAGGCCAAUGAACAGGAUUGUACUUCGCUACAUAAGCCCCCUAACAUUAACAUAUAACACACAAAAAAUAAUAGGCAAAUUACAAAGGUGUAUGUACAUUGUUAUCUCCAUGCUUAUUAAAAACAGCAUGAUAUACAAUGACCUUUUAACCAUAGAUAACGACGAAUUCAAUAGAAUAGAAGACUUCAAAAAGUGUAAAUCAACAGAUUCAUUUAUAUUUCUUCUGAAGCAUAUUCGUGUUUUUGUGACUGCUAUUCAGAAGGUUCUAGAUAAAAGAACAGAUGUGUGUGAUAUGGUCCCAGUUUAUAUUUACAUUCGUGAUGAUGAAAUGCUAUUAAAUUCAUUUUCAGAACUCUGCAACCCGAGCAAUUAUGAUACAAUAAUCUCAAACUUUGCUAAAUUAUUAUAUUUUGAGACUCAACAGCAAAUGAUAUUCCUUACGCAUAAUAUAUAUCUUAAGGCAAUGGAUGUAUUUUAUGAACUGUGCCAUUCAAAAAAAGUUCAAUUGAAAUGUAUUCGGAAUAUAAUUGGUAAGCCAGGUGAUGUUUUUAUUAAACCAAAGUGCAGAAGCUUAACUACAUCUUUGCACUUAAAUGAGAAUAUCCCAGGCUCUGACAAGAGAAUUGAAUUCAAAGAAAGCUCUGCAUUUGAAGAGGAUGGAAUUCAGCACAGAUUAAUAGGAAAAAUGAGCGAUAAAAAAAAGUUAUUCUAUGCUAUACACUUUGUGAAUACGUGCACUAUGCAGUAUGAAUGCAAAUGGCUACCAACUAUUUCAAGGACGAUGGGCAAUAGAAGCACAAUUGUAAAACCACACACACUAGCAGAGAUAAAAAUAUAUCUAAUGAAAUUAAUGGAAACUUCUGAUGUGCUGGGUGUUAUUAUGGCAUACAAAAAGAAAAAAACAGGAUCUGAUAUUUACUGGGUGAGAAUUACAGACAAUGAGAUGGAAGUAAAUACAAUAGAGAGUUUAUGUAAGGAUCAUGUUGUAUUUUACUUUGUGUGGAAGCAUGCCAAUAUAUAUGAAAGAAUAUAUAAUUUUGCUAUAUUUAGUUCUGGCGAAGAAACAUUAAAAAAUAUGCCAAUUCCUGUUAUACUUACAGAAAUAACAAGAGAGCAAAUAAUAGGAUAUAAAUCGAUAAACUCUCCUAACAGAAUGUCCUUCGCUGAAUUAUCCACCAUGCCGGUUAUAGUUCCAGAUACGUAUACAGCGAAUAAGAAACUCACAUCAGGAGAAGCAUAUGCAUUUAAUAACUAUCACAAUUAUUUUACGAUAAACAGAAAUAAUUACUUCUACAAGCACCUAGACAAUGUAUUUAAAAGAGUUGAAGAGAAAAAUGGUGUGCUUAUUUGCCAGGAAAGGAUUAUGGAUACAAAAAUCUGCCGGCCUAUAAAUAUUCCCUUGAAGAUUCCCAUAGAGGGUUUUGUGGCCGAGAAUGACAAAGAUUUCCUUAAUAAGGUAUUCAAAACCCCCGGCGCUCUGUUUAAAGCGCAACAUGCAUGUGCGUGUAAAUUCUUUGAUUUCCUUGACCCAAAGGAUUAUGAAAUUGGUAUAUUCCUAACAAACGAUGCUCCAUGGGACUUUGUUUUAAUCAAUACACCAACAGAUAAUUAUCAUUGCAUUCCAUCUGAGUAUGUUAUACAGGAAAUUAAAUCCAAUGUAAUAGAUUUACAGAACAAUAGAGCAUUUAAUUUUUGGAAUGCACAGGUUCGCUGUAUUAAUGAAAAAUUAAUUAUACCACAAGAAUCUCUUAUUUCUCACUUAUACAGAAAUCUGUACAUGAUUGCAUUGUCAUAA